CAGACUUCUUGGAAAUGGAAGAUUCGAAAUUCCUGCCUUGAUCUGAGUGUAAUUCGACGGGCACUCCGAACCUUGUUAUCCAAUUUUCUACAAACGCUUCGGCUACUGUCUUCGCUUCAUGGUUUGGUAAGGCAUAUACUUCUGGCCAUUUACUGAAAUAGUCCAUGACAACCAGUAGAUAUUUGUUUCCGGCCGUACUGGUUGGGAACGGACCUGCAACAUCCAUUGCGGCUCGUUCAAUUGGUGAUCCCACGUUGUACUGUUGUAGCCUACCGCGACUUUUGGCUUUAGGACCUUUAGCUGCCAUGCACUCUACGCAAUUACUUAUCCAUUCUGCUAUGGAAUCUCGACAACCGAUCCAGUAGAACCGUUGUUUAAUCAUCUCUAUAGUUUUUGUAAUUCCAAGGCGCCCUCCACUAGGUGCAUUGUGAUAUUCUUUCAAUACUUUUGGGAUCAUGGACUUCGGUACUAUGAUCAGCAGACGAGACUGUUUGCCAUCUUCGCUUUCCCAGGUACGAUGAAGGUAUCCAUUAACGAGGUUUAUGCUGUUCCAUUGGGCCCAAUAUGCUUUUGCCGUUGGACUCUCGUUACUUAUUUGUUCCUCUGUUGGUCGUACCCCAUUUUCUUUGGCUAUUGUCAGCUUUGCAAGAUCAGGGUCCUCCAGCUGAUUGAUUCUGAUGCGGUGAGGAGUCCAAUCAUCUUCAGGUUCUAUAUUCAGUAAUGGUACGUCAAUUAUACCUUUUUUUUCUUCUGAUUUGGAGCAAUGUUUACAUUCCGGUGGACAAGGGCGACGUGAUAAUGAAUCCGCAUUUUUGUGGUGAAUCCCCUUUCGGUGUUCUGUUGGUUGUUUCCAUUUUGAUAGGUUUACCUUUAUAUUGCAAUUUCGGGCAAAGAGACCUGCUUUUCCACAGUUGAAACAUCUGCCUGUUGUAUUUACUCGCAGUGCAGCAAUUGUCUUCAGAGUCUUCAAUAUUUCUUCCAACAGUACCGGUUGUUCCAUUUCGUCUCUUUAUACUUUGUGUGCUGGUUUACUUAGUAGAGAAGCUGUUUCCUGUGUGAGGGCGUGCGAAACCGUUUCAGCAAACGUUCUUUUUGGCAAUGCAUAUGUGGGGCGUUUGGUGUCCACAUCACGAAUUCCAUUUAUGAAACUUUGAAUUUUCACCCUCUCAAUGUAAUCCACAGGUGCAUCUGCAUUUGCCAAAUGAGCCAGUCGUUCUAUUUCAGUUGCGAACUCUUGCAAUGACUCGUUCAUUUUCUGACCCCUAUUUUGCAGUUCGAUCUGGUAUAUUUGUUUCCGGUGCUCACUACCAUAUCGUCUUUCUAUCGCACUCAUCAAUGCCUCAUAGUUGUCCCGUUCACAGUCUGGAAUAGUCUGAAGGAUUUCUGCCGCAGGUCCUUUCAAUGAUACAAACAAGUACGCCACUUUGUCCGCUGCAUUCCAGUUAUUGGCCAUUGCUGUCUUUUCAAACUGAAGUUUGAAAAUUUGAAAUGGAAUACUUCCAUCGAAUGUGGGUGCCUUCAAUCUUGGAUUAUUUGUUGAUGGUGCAGGGCCAUGUAGUUGCAGUUCUCGCAUACGAUUACUCAGUUGAAGAAAUUCUGAUCUUAAAUUUUCUUCGUCAUUUUUUAACGUGUUUAAUUCGUCUUCAAAUUUUGAAAAUUUCUCUUGCACUUGUUUUUGUACUUGUGUACUAUUUUCUGUAAUCUGUUAUACCAAACGCUUUUCUAACUGCGUAUUAUUUUCAGUCAUUUGUUGUGUAAGGCAAGACUUUAGCUGCGAUGUAUUUUCAGCUAUUUGCUGUGCCAGACGAUUUCCUGUUUGUACUGCAUUUUCUGCAUUUUCAGCUAUUUGCGUCAUUUGCUGUGCCAGACGAUUUUCUGUUUGCACUGCAUUUUCUGCUAUUUGCUUAAUAGCCACUAACAGCAUGUUCAUGUCUACACUUGAUGAUGUUAGUUGUUCUUCUACUUUUUCUUCUACCUUUGUAGAAGUUUCUGGCCCAUCAAAUUCGAACUCGUCCACAUUAAUUGCAUCCGCUUCCAUUGCUUCACGUAAUCGUGCCUGCAGAUCCGCCUUUUGCCCGCUUAUCGGCAAAUUACGCUCCUCCAGUUCCUUUUUUAAUUGCUGAAUUCUCAAUUCUCCGAAUUUAACCAUCUUGAAUUUGGAUUAUUUGACAAUCCCACUUCUGACACCAAUUGUUACGAAUUUACUCCUUGCCAGUUUUACUUUACUGGGUUCGUAUCUCUGGAUUGACAAAUAAAACCAAUAACUGUUUAAUUUAAUUCAACAACUCUUUAUUUUACAACUCGUCUCCACUAUAGCAGCUUACUCUUAGCACUGGUUGAUUACGUUAGCGCUGCCACGGCUUAUAUAGCCACGCACUUCUCGCUGAUGCCGACGUGUCCUUCUAGAAUAUUUCGUCUGGAAAUUACCAGAACAUAAUGCUAUACGGCGCCAGACGCAAGCAGACAGCCGCGGCGCCAGACUCAGCAAUUGUUUAAGUAGACAAGCAGACAGUGCGGCGCCAGAUGUCUAUUGUUUCGACAAGCAGACAGCCGCGGCGCCAGAUGUCUACAACAAGACAAAUGCUAUUCCAUAUACCUACAGCUAUUGUUCAUAAUAAGGGAUGCAUAUAGCAAUACAAAUACAACUUAAUACUACUUUUGUAACAAUAUGUAUGCACUUUAACAACAACUACUUGAUGCACUAUUUACGAGGGCUGUCCGAUAAAUAACCGACCUAACCAUGAAGCACGCGACUUUUUCAAAUUUUUUUUUUUUUUUUCUACAUAGUCUCCUUGUAACUCCACACAUUUCUCCCAGCGAUGCUCCUAUCUCUGCAACCCUUCCAAAUAGUACUUGGCAUCUUUGUCUGCAAAAUACGAGUUCACGAAAGAGAUUGCCUCCUCAUUUGACGAAAAUCUCUGGCCGCCGAGCGCAGUUUUGAGUUGAGGAAACAAAAAAAAGUCGCUUGGUGCUAGAUCCGGUGAAUAAGGUGGAUGGUCAAGCAGUUCGAAACGCAAUUCGUGGAUUUUCGCCAUGGCGACUGUUGAGGUGUGAGAUGGUGCGUUGUCUUGGUGGAACAAGACUUUCUUUUUUUGCUAAUGUGGCCGAUUUUUCGAAAUUUCUUCCUUUAGCUUGUCCAAUAAUGAUGCGUAGUAUGCUCCUGUUAUAGUUUUUCUUUUUUCAAGAUAGUCGAUAAAAAUAAUUCAAUGGCUGUCCCAAAAAACACUCGCCAUCACUUUCCCAGCCGAAUACACAGCUUUAGAAUUUUUUGGGGCUGGUUCCCCCUUUUCAAUCCACUGUUUAGAUUGGUUUUUUGUUUCGGGCGUAUAAUGAUGAAUCCAAGUUUCGUCUGCAGUUAUCAAUCGGCGCCAAAACUCGGUCUUAUUGCUUCUAAACUGAGCCAACAGAGCGCUGGAAAUGUUCAUGCGCGCACGUUUGUGGUCUAGCGUAAGGAAACGCGGCACCCAACGCGCGGACAGCUUUCUCAUGCCCAAAUCUUGGUUUAAUAUGUGACAAACAGUUUCUUUUGACAUAUUCAUAAUCUCAGCUAUUUCCCUAACUUUAAUCCGGCGGUCGUCUAGUACCAAUUGAUGAACUUUAGCGAUGUUAUCGUUAGUGGUUACAGUUUUUGGACGCCCAGGACGUUCAUCAUCUUCCAAGCUCCUGCGACCACGUGUAAAUUCAGCUGCCCAAAAUUUUACGGUGGUAAACGAUGGUGCAGAGUCACCAUACACAGAGUCCACCUCAUCUUUGAUUUGUGAAGGCGUAUUGCCUUUCAAAAAUAAAAAUUUAAUUACAGUUCGAUAUUCAAUUUUUUCCAUUUUGGGGAAAUCACCGAAAUAGACACACAAAAACGACUGUCAACAGAUAAUUGCGCAAGAUAAAUUUCUGAAAUUUUGGCGAGUAGCUAUUAUACAUAAUAUGCACAAUUUGAAGUAAAAACUUUUUUUUCAGAUGUGCCGCUAGCUUCACGUUGAGGUCGGUUAUUUAUCGGACAGCCCUCGUAAAAGAAAGUAACAACACUCCGUAUAUGUUUACAUUGUUAAUUAUUGCUUCUGAAUUUGUACACUGGAAAGUAAAAGAAUGAAAUAGUACUUAAAAUUACGUUAGACAGGAAGUGGGAGUGGUUUUAAUUACAUUUCGCAAAUUUUUGUAAUGUAACAUAGAAAUGUCAAAUACAAAAUUUGGUUAAAAUCAGUCUGACAAGUCCCAAGAUAUGUGAUUUAUUGUACAUUCUGUCAAGAAAGUAUCGAGAAUUCUUCAUUUCCCCCUCUCAUCUUCCGCUUAUAUGGAAGACAAGUAAAUUUUUUUUCUGGGUUGGUAUAGCUGUUCUUUAUUAUGAUGAUAAAAAUUAGCGAGAUCUGUCGUUUACAGCAGCUGUGUACAUCAGUCGACCUCAGUAGUGUUUGUCGAAUUUUAAACAUUUUUGUAACGUAUUUCUUCACACUGAAAUAACCCCUUCGGGGAACACGCUUCGACUCAAUUGAAGGCAUCAAAACAAAUUCGACGCGAGAGUUGAAGGUCAUCCCGGAAAGUGUCUAUAACAAAAUGUUUUGAUGAUUGGGAGAAGCGUUGGCACAUGAGCAUCGCUUCAAAUUGACGUUACUUUCAAGGCGAUAAAAUAAAUUUGGAUCAUGAUUGAAAAACUUUCGUUUUAUUUAUAAAUUCCGGGUACUUUCUUAACAGAAUGUAUAUGGCGUAUUGAGUUAUUGCUUCAUCGCGCUUCAAGUAGUUUUGAACAGUACCCUUAUAUGAGGAGUAAGUGAGGUUAUGAUCCGGUUUCAUUAAUUUUCAUAUGUCGGUAGGUUCUUGCAGGAUUUAUCCUGAGCGAAUUUGGUAAUUAUAGCUUAAGUAGUUUGAGAGAUACGUACAUUAAACAAAAAUUUUUGAUCCAUAUGUGCCUUUUUCUACUGAGAUUUUCUUGCCAAAUUACUUUUCUAUAUCUUAAUUUAUUUCUUAUUUAUGGCACUUUAUAAGGAUUUCUUUAACCCUGCUUAGAUAACGUUAUUUUUAAGUACUGAAAAGAUAACGUACGUCUGAGAGACGUAUUCAAGUUUUCGUCCUUUAAGGAUGUCAAUGGAAACACUUUUGCAGAUAUUUUUUUACGUAGAUCUUUUAUUUAAUUAUUAUACUUUUAUUUUGGAUAUUUGUUCUGCAGUUAACGACUGAGAAAACUGAAAGCGACAAUAUUCCCUUUUAACGGUUGUGAGAGAGAGAACGAAAAAUAAAACAAGUGUACGUCUCGCAGACGUACGUUAUCUAAGCAGGGUUAAUGACGUUUUUCAUUACAAUAUCUUAAUUUUUACUUAAGUAACGUUUGCACAGGCAAACGGACGGACGAACAGACAAACAUGCAGAUUUCAACUCGCUUCGUCCUCCCGAUUAUUGAUAUAUAGCCCUAUAUCUAUUUCAGUUAAUCGAGGUCCAUUAAGGGUCUAUACCAGUGUAACCCUUGAAAUAUUUUAAAUAUUAAAGUUGAAGGAAUUUCCUAUACAAUGACUUACGAUUUUUGAAAAAUAUCAAAAAUUAACAAAAUGGCAUAGUUCUGAAAGCACAUUUCGUUCUAUUAGUUAAAAAAAAAUGUUCGUUUUUAAUGUCAAAUUGAAAAUUUUCAACCAAUCAAAAAGAUCGUCCGUCACUGUAUAGUAAAUACAUUCAAGAAUACACAGUUUGAAUUUGAAGUCGAUCGGUUUAAGUUUGAACUACCUGCGAAAUACAGACCUGCGAGCGGUCGCUCUUUAGAACAUUGCCAUUUAAAAACUAUUCAAGAUAUGACCUUGCCGAUUUCACAGGAUAUUUAGGAAAAUACAAACUAUCGAAAAAACACAAAUAUAUUUUUUGAAAGUGUCACACUGUAUAGCCUCUUAAGACCUUCUGCAAGCAUAAACGAUAUACACAUUUUUACGGCUUUUCGUGUGUGGAUCAUUCGUUCUGUGGGUGCAUGACAAAAAAUCUUUAAUUGUUAUAUAUAUUUAUAAAGGGUGAUUUUUUAAGAGCUUGAUAACUUAAAAAAAAAAAAAACGCAUAAAAUUUGCAAAAUCUCAUCGGUUCUUUAUUUGAAACGUUAGAUUGGUUCAUGACAUUUACUUUUUGAAGAUAAUUUCAUUUAAAUGUUGACCGCGGCUGCGUCUUAGGUGGUCCAUUCGGAAAGUCCAAUUUUGGGCAACUUUUUCGAGCAUUUCGGCCGGAAUAGCCCGAAUUUCUUCGGAAAUGUUGUCUUCCAAAGCUGGAAUAGUUGCUGGCUUAUUUCUGUAGACUUUAGACUUGACGUAGCCCCACAAAAAAUAGUCUAAAGGCGUUAAAUCGCAUGAUCUUGGUGGCCAACUUACGGGUCCAUUUCUUGAGAUGAAUUGUUGUCCGAAGUUUUCCCUCAAAAUGGCCAUAGAAUCGCGAGCUGUGUGGCAUGUAGCGCCAUCUUGUUGAAACCACAUGUCAACCAAGUUCAGUUCUUCCAUUUUUGGCAACAAAAAGUUUGUUAGCAUCGAACGAUAGCGAUCGCCAUUCACCGUAACGUUGCGUCCAACAGCAUCUUUGAAAAAAUACGGUCCAAUGAUUCCACCAGCGUACCAACCACACCAAACAGUGCAUUUUUCGGGAUGCAUGGGCAGUUCUUGAACGGCUUCUGGUUGCUCUUCACCCCAAAUGCGGCAAUUUUGCUUAUUUACGUAGCCAUUCAACCAGAAAUGAGCCUCAUCGCUGAACAAAACACGCGCGCGAAACACAUUUCGAACCGAACACUGAUUUUGGUAAUAAAAUUCAAUGAUUUGCAAGCGUUGCUCGUUAGUAAGUCUAUUCAUGAUGAAAUGUCAAAGCAUACUGAGCAUCUUUCUCUUUGACACCAUGUCUGAAAUCCCACGUGAUCUGUCAAAUACUAAUGCAUGAAAAUCCUAACCUCAAAAAAAUCACCCGUUAUAAGAUUAUUUUAAUUAAGAUGCGUAGAAAAAGUUUUUGAGCCAAUUAGUUCAUUAGUUGUGAGAGGGCGCAUCUCGUGCCAUACAUCUAAUCAUAUGGUAAUGUUUUGUUCAACAUUAAUCGAAUGUAAUUACAAAAUCGAUGGCUAAAAUGCAGAUACUACAGUAAGAAAACACAAACUUGAUCGUUCCUUUUAAAUAUUGUAUUGUUCUGUGCAAUGCUCCAUCAAUCAACGAAGAUGAGUACUGGCGGCCCUGUAUUGUGAUUCCAUAUCUUGACUCUUUAACAGCUUCGUUUAAAAUAAGAUUUGCCCGUGAAAAGACUCCAGCAUUUGCGCUAUCUCGGUUGCAUCCAUUGUAUAUGCUCAAAAGUUCAAUUGAAGCCGUUUUUGAAAACUCAAAACUAUUCGAAAAGCAUUACGAUUUAGAUGUCAGCAAUGAAUUGAAACUUUGGUACAAUUUAUGGAAAAAUAAAAAUUUAUCAGAAAUGGAAUUAAGAGAAAUUGAAGUUGUUGAAUUGAUCAAACAGGCAGAUGAAUUUUACCCUUCAAUUCGAAAAGCUCUCAAAAUAUUAUGUACAUUGCCAUGCACUACAGAUACGGUGGAGCGUUCAUUUAGUACGCUAAGGAGAGUUAAAACUUGGCUUCGGAGCACGAUGGGAGAAGAGAGACUAUUUGGAUUAUGUCUCAUGAGCGUGCAUAGCACAUUUGUGAAAGAACAUCAACAGCUCAUUGAAGAAAAAAUCAUCAAUAAAUUUUAAGAAAAUCGUCUAGACGUCUACUACUUGCAUAAAAAUUUGUAAGUUAAAAAAAAUUGAAAUUAAUAGCUGACAUUUUUGUAACGUCUUUUUGUAACGAAUUUUUGUUAAAUUUUGGCCAGACACUCAACAAAUAUUAUUGAACAAGUACCGAGUCUCCCUGAUUUAGCUCCAUGCGACUUUUACCUUUCUUCACACUGAAAUAACCCCUUCGGGGAACACGCUUCGACUGAAUUGAAGGCAUCAAAACAAAUUCGACGCGAGAGUUGAAGGCCAUCCCGGAAAGUGCCUAUAACAAAAUUUUUUGAUGAUUGGGAGAAGCGUUGGCACAUGGGCAUCGCUUCAAAUUGAUGUUACUUUCAAGGCGAUAAAAUAAAUUUGGAUCAUGAUUGAAAAAUUUUCGUUUUAUUUAUAAAUUCCGGGUACUUUCUUAACAGAAUGUAUCUGGCGUAUUGAAUUAUUGCUUCAUCGCGCUUUAAGUAGUUUUGAACAGUACCCUUAUAUGAGGAGUAAGUGAGGUUAUGAUCCGGGUUCAUUAAUUUUCAUAUGUCGGUAGGUUCUUGCAGGAUUUAUCCUGAGCGAAUUUGGUAAUUAUAGCUUAAAUAGUUUGGGAGAUACGUACAUUAAACAAAAAAAGUCGAUCGGUUUAAGUUUGAACUACCUGCGAAAUACAGACCUGCGAGCGGCCGCUCUUUAGAACAUUGCCAUUUAAAAACUAUUCAAGAUAUGACCUUGCCGAUUUCACAUGAUAUUUAGGAAAAUAUAAGCUAUCGAAAAAUCACAAAUAGAUUUUUUGAAAGUGUCACACUGUAUAGCCUCUUAAGACCUUCUGCAUGCAUAAACGAUAUAUAUACACAUUUUUACAGCUUUUCAUGUGUGGAUCAUUCGUUCUGUGGGUGCAUGACAAAGAAUAUUUAAUUUUUAUAUAUGUUUAUAAGAUGCGUUGAAAAAGUUUUUGAGCCAAUUAGUUCAUUAGUUGUGAGAGAGCGCAUCUCGUGCCAUACAUCUAAUCAUAUGGUAAUGUUUUGUUCAACAUUAAUCGAAUGUAAUUGCAAAAUCGAUGGCUAAAAUGCAGAUACUACAGUAAGAAAACACAAACUUGAUCGUUCCUUUUAAAUAUUGUAUUGUUCUGUGCAAUGCUUCAGGAAUAUUUCUCAGCUAUUAUGUACUCAUCUCAAAUAUUAUGAUUCAACCUUUUCUUAUGUAUUCAGUUACAACUAUCACUAUAAUUCAUAUGUAGAUAUGUACGUGUAUGUAAACAAAAACCACUCUACGCUGCUAGUAGCUGUGUGAUUUUAUUUUGUAUUUUUUAAGAAAAAAUGUUCCAAGGCUCCAAGCUACCUCAUUAUCAAUUUUUUGAAGCCGUUCUUGAGUUAUAAAUAUAGGCAUAAAUUGCAAAAUCGAGGUCGUCGUUAGGACCCUCUCCAGAACUAAAGGAAUACCCGUGCAAAUUUUCAUGUCUUUCCGUUAUGUGGUUCGGGCGUAAUGCGCGGACAUACAAAAAAGGCGUUUCAAUUUUAUACAUAAGUAUAUGUAUAAGAUAAGAUGUGAAUAGGUGUGUGGAUUUGUCGAAAAGCUACCAUACAAGUAAACUAUUAAUAUCAUGUUUUUCUAUGGAAACCAAAAAAAUUUAAUCUCGGUGGUCUGAGCUUUUUAUAUAAGUAUAUACAAAUUUACUACUUAUACAAUAGUUUAUUGAAGUACCUAUUCAGAUUUACAAUUUCUGGCUUCUCGACGAGUAGCUGCAGUGGCAGCUGCAGCAUCUGUGCUGCCCCCACCUCCACCACUACCGACCUCAGCUGUGACUGCCACGAAUUCAGUUAACUCUCCAAACGUCAAUUGCAUCAACAGCUGCAAUGACAAUCCAAAUAGUGGUGUGGAUGAUUGCAAUUCUGCAGAGAGCAGCAAAUUGCAGAUGUCUCUGGACGUCAUGAACAUGGCUGCUGCUGUACACCAUCACUCGCACCCACUUCAUAAUACUCACGGUGUUGUACCACCACCUACAGCUCAACCGCACGAUUUUCAUCCAGCCUACAGAAUUCCAAGCUACAUGGAACAUUUGUACUCACUCCAACGUACCAGUCCUACCGCAUCUUUUCACGAUCCAUACACAGGCUGUCCUUCAACAUUUCAUUUAACCGGGCUUACUUUCAACUCUGGUGAUUAUUUAGGUGCUCGUGCUGUUAAUUCCCUGGGUGAUCUACAUCCAGCAACGGCGGCAGCUGCAGCAGUAGCUGCCAAUUCCUUAACAAGCGUCGAUGGAUCCCGACUGAAUAAUUCACGAGCGGGAAGUAUACGGGCCAGCAUUAGUCGGAAACGUGCCCUUUCCUCUUCGCCAUAUUCGGAUUCCUUCGAUAUAAAUUCAAUGAUUCGAUUUUCACCAAACUCAUUGGCUACAAUUAUGAAUGGUUCACGCUCCAGCAGCACCGCUAGUGGAUCGUACGGUCACUUAUCAGCUGGUACUAUCAGUCCAGUUCCUCAUUUGCAACAGCUACAAGCCCAUUUAAUACGCGCUAGUGCUGGUUUACUGCAUCCUAUGCCAUCACAUCAAGCUGCAGCUGCCAGUAUGUUUGCUAUGGGACAUAUACACCCACUGCAAUCAGCAGCAGCUGCCGCAGCCGCUGCCGCAGCAACAGUUGCAAACGAUGGUGUUGGUAGCACAAGCAACACUGGAGGAAUGCCACAAAUCAAUAAAAAUAAUAUUAGUGACAUAAUAAAUACGUCAAAUCCAGGAACUAUCUCAAACAGAAAAAAUUAUUAUGAAGACGUGGCAUUAAUAAAUAAAACUAAACUAGAGCUGCCGACUUCAACAUCAAGUGGUGUAGCACAAGUUGAAGCGGAUAGUGCGUCAUCAAACGCACUCCUGCAUCGGUGCAAAAUCAUCAAGAGUCCACUGGCACCCUGCUCUAGUAAUGUUCAGUGUAAUACAACAACACCACACAGCGACUAUGAGUGUCCCAUUGUCGACACUACCGACAUAAAAGACGAACCGGGUGAUUUUAUAGAAACCAACUGCCAUUGGCGUGAUUGUGGUAUAGAGUUCGUGACGCAGGAAGAGUUAGUUAAACAUAUUAACAAUGAUCACGUACAGACCAAUAAGAAAACAUUCGUUUGCCGAUGGAUUGAAUGUUCUCGUGGCGAAAAGCCUUUUAAGGCCCAAUAUAUGUUAGUUGUACAUAUGCGGCGGCACACGGGGGAAAAGCCGCAUAAAUGCACUUUUGAGGGUUGCUGUAAGGCAUAUUCCCGUCUUGAGAAUUUAAAAACCCAUCUACGUUCACAUACAGGAGAGAAGCCUUAUACCUGUGAGUACCCUGGUUGCAGUAAAGCCUUUAGCAAUGCAAGCGAUCGCGCUAAGCACCAAAAUCGCACACACAGCAAUGAGAAACCAUAUAUAUGUAAAGCACCAGGAUGCACCAAACGCUAUACCGACCCUAGCUCUUUACGUAAACACGUGAAAACAGUGCAUGGUGCCGACUUUUAUGCAAGCAAAAAACACAAGGGGUCUUCCAACGAGGAUGAUAAUGGUGGUAUAGAUGGGCAUGGUAUUACCAGCAAUGGGAUUGGAUCAAAUGGCUUAAAAUCUUCCUUACAUAUGCAACUUCAUAAUCACAAUCAUCCUCAAAUCGAUUCAAGUCCUCGUAGCGAUGACAUGCACUCGGGCAAAACAAACAGCAUUUCCAGUCCAAGCAUCAAAUCGGAAUCUGAUGCUAAUUCUCCGGAUCACAGCCCCAAUGGGGCGGAGGGUAAUCAGCUAUUGGUACAAAGGUCACAAUUACGUUCGACCGAUAAUACUCGUAACAACGAAAAUUCUACUUCAGGAACCGGUUUUAGAGCUGACGAAUUUCAAUUGAGCUCUGUGGCUCCCCUUGAUGAGGGUUGGGAGUAUGACGAAGAUUUGGAAGUUGAAGAUUUGCCAUAUGUUUUGCGCGCAAUGGUAAGCAUUGGUAGUGCGGUCAACACUGGAAAUGGUGGCUGCGGAAAUGUAAAUAGUGGCCUGGGAGGCGGUGGUGGUGCAAGCGGGGUUCUUGGUGGAACUAUGUCGCGGCAGCGUCUUCGGAGUCGAUUACAGGCAAAAGGUAUAAAUUUAGGUUCAGUGAUGUUAUCAAACAUUCCUGAAGCACGUCGAAAUGUUGGCAUAGGAAUUGGUGAAUUAAAUCAAAGAAUAAAUAAUUUAAAAAUGGAGUCAACCACUUCCCCAAUGUCGCCGCCCAGCCCAGAUUACAUGUCCAAAAUGACAGGAAGUCAUACAACCGAGCUUCAGACCCGUUUACAACAACAGCAAUUUUUAAGACGUGAUAGUCAGAAUUCCAAUGCUAGCACUUACUAUUGCAGUAUGCAGAGUAGGCGCAGUAGCCAAUCAUCUCAGGUGUCUUCCAUAUCUACUAUGAGACCAACAUAUAACGUAGGCUCUUUCUACGAUCCUAUAUCGCCAGGCUGUUCGCGAAGAUCAAGCCAACUUUCGAAUAUAACUUCUAAUGUUUUGAGCGGCUGCAGUAGUAAUUAUAAUGCCAAUGCUGGCACCAACGUGAACGCUAACAGCAAUAUCAAUAACACUAUGACCAUUGACAAAGGCCCAGCAAAUAACUUGAUGUUAAGCAAUUCAGGGACCGCUACUGAUAGUUCUCUGUGCAAUAAUACAAUUAAAUUGAAUGGAAACAAUGGGAACAACCACAGUUUACCACCACCACCAUCCUCGCAUUUGAUAUCAUCACGUUUCCGUCUUCACAGCAAAAAUUAUCAGCACAAAACUCCACCUCGCGACCGUGGUCGUAGCUCCAUACCAAACCUUCUAUUUCCACAACUCAUUGAAGAACAUUGUACUUCAUGUUCAAUGAUAAAAUCUUCUCAAGGACAUUUUAAGCGUCGUCAAUCUGAGCCCACAAGGGCAGAAAACAAUCAUCGCUCAUCUCCCCAACCAUUUGUUCCAUACAAAAUGACCAGCAGAACUCGCACAGCUAAUAGCAUUGAUAUAGAAGACAAUCAAGAUAAAUUGAAAAAAAUUAAUUGUGUUGAAGAGAAACCUAUCGCUUCAUCUCGUGAACAUCAUCCAAACGAAAGAGUUAAUCUGGAUGAAGUUGAAGAAGAUGAACUUAUCGAGAAUAAAUUGGUAUUACCAGAUGAAAUGCUUAUAUAUCUUAAUCAAGUAGCCGAUAAACCAUAUUCAACUCGGCAACAGGAGCCAACAAGCCAACAGCCAUUACAAACGAAACCAAAAGAAAUAAAAGCUUCAUGGAUCGUUGAUGAUACCGCAAAACAAGCACAAACUUCCCAACGUAUAGAAAGUGAUGUUGUGAAAGCAGCGUGCACAUCAGCUUCUCCCACCAUGUACCCAAACAGCCCCGCUUUAACUUGCGUUACACAAAACCAAACAACAAUGGGUCAAAUUAUGUCUCCUUUAUCCAAUUAUUGCGUGACGGCAAGAGAAAGUUCCACCCGCACUCUUAAUUAUGAAAUGUGUAGUCCUCAAGCAACUUAUCCAACAUGCAACUACUAUCACGCCAACUCACAAGUAGCAGAACAUCACGAUAUGGAAUAUAACUGUAAUUAUAACAAUUCAACAAAUUACAGGAUGCUAGCCGACCAAUUGCAUCAGCAACAGCAACCGCAACAGCAAUUCGAACAUCAUUUGGCGAUUAACUACUUCCGCAUGGAGAAUUUGAAUAUUCAUUCUAGAGUACACAAUUCAAAUUUACCACACCAGUAUCAGCACCAACAGCAUUCUCAAUUUCAACAACAGCCAAAGUCACAACAAGAAAAUACAGCUAUUUGCGUCGAUUCGUCAAUGACAAGUUUACCAGAAACUAAAGCCGACAGUAUUUCAAAACCUUGCGCUGAGCAGAUUACAGCAGUUGGAGCUGUUGGUGUAAAUAAUAACCUAUUUUACCGAGUACCUAGUACGGAGCGGCGGUUUCAGCAACAUCAGCAAAUGUUGCAAAUUCAAGGGCCAGCUUUACCAGCAUUGAGUGACCCAGUCUGCAAAUUAUCUGUUGCCGAAAUUCAAUGUGGCGAUAUCAGUCAAUCCCAAAUGUCACCCAUAUUGGAAUCACAGCAACAAAACCCACCAACUAAAGUUAUAAUGUCAGCAAACACUACAACACAAACAUCUGUGACUACCACUAUGACCAUGCAAUCAAUGUCGACCAAUCAAAUUCAGGUAGGCCCAGCAGUAGGACAUUUCAUAAACAACUUUCCAACCACAACAAUAACAACAGUUGCGGCAUCAACUACUGAAUUAUUUGGCAGUAGCAGAAAUAAUGGACAAAAUGUGUCCUAUAUUCCAAACAACGAAUCUGUUGCUAAUGGCGGCAUGCGUUUCGAUACAUACCAACGAACACUUGAAUAUGUGCAGAACUGCCAAAACUGGUUACAUACUAACGAUUCCGGCACGCAUGGCAAUAGCAAUCACGACAAUGAAAGGUCUGAUUACGAGCAAAACGCCCAGCAAGCCGUUAGCAGUUCAACGCAUCCUAGCAAUAAUAUGAUAAUCAAUGACAUGACAACGUCAUUGAGCUCGUUACUAGAAGAAAACAGAUAUUUUCAACUCUUGCAAUGAGUAUGAAAUAUAAACAUAUAUGUAUACAUAUAAUAAAUGUAUAAAUAGUACACACUCUUCCCACCAUAAACUGCGGAUAAAUCUAAGAAAACUCUAACACAGCAAAAAAAAGUAAAUUGCUAUUUUCCCCUUAGCAAUUACUCGUGUGUUAUGACAAAACAAAAUCGAAAUAUGUGACGGGGUUGUCUGUGCGAUAGGAAAUCCGGUAGGUCUUUCGUGUCCUCAAUUAGAAAUAUUUAACUAGUUUCGGUGCGUAUUUAUACACCAUAGUUCCCACCAUAGUUCAUUGAUGGUAAAUCAAAUAACAAGACUGUAACUGUUCAUCCUCCUGAUUGUCGAUUGUGUCUUAUUACAACAUUUUUUUGUGUUUAAAUUAAAUGUAUUAUGUAUUAUCUCUUAUAUAAAAGGAAAACAUUUUCGUUAUGUGCCGUUGUGGUCCUUUUUUGCAAAAUCACCUUCGAUUUUUUAAUCUAAGUAAAUAUAAUAAAGAAAGUCGUUUUUGUCACAUAAUUUAUAACUCAAGAACGGCUAAACCGAUUUGGCUUAGAAACUGGGGACAAUCGUUUCAGAUUGUUAAAAGUCAUAUCAAUUCGUAUAUACAAAUUUUAUUUCAAAUCAAAAGCAUGUGUUCAAUUUGCAUAUAAGAAUCUAUUUAAUAUUUUUUACUUAAAAAAAAAAACAAAUUAACAGAACUGCCUGUAUUUUUGUUUCCAUGCAUAUCUAUGUCUAUGGUUUUUACUAACUGUUGUUAAUGAACAAGGUGUUUUUGUUUUGGACACACUAUAUGGAACCAUGACAUUUAUAAAAUCGCAACAGAAAAUCUUCUUAGCAGAUACAUCGCUGGUUACCGCGUCUACUUUGUUAGAUGAUGGGCGAACACACAAAUUCGUAACAAACCAAACAAAACAUGUAACAUAACAAAAAAAUAGCGGAAUAGCUACAGUAUGAUAUCUUCGACUACAACGCAGUAAAGAUAUGAUGCCAGUCCCAAAUUCAACAAUCGGAGCUGCGGGUUUAGACCUAGCAAUAUGUACAUAUAUACAUAUUUAUUAAAUAUAUGUACAUACGUCUUCCAAUGCAUUUUUGCUUCUUUAUAUGGAAGGUACUUAUAUAUAUAUUAUAAAAGUAAUUUCGUCGACGAAAAAGUUUAUAAAUGUUUAAGUGGAUAAACAACAAAACAAUGUACAAAGUAUUCAGCCGAAUUGUUUUAAGCUGAUAAUGUGCUAAACAUUUUUCACGAAUAAUUCAUUUAGAUGUAAAAUUUCUACAAUUCUGAAAUUUAUUAACUUGCGCUCAGUUCUCCAUGAAUUUUUAAUCAAUUAGUUAUGUUUUUACUCUCCCAAUAUGUUGAACAGCAUUGUUCUCCUAACGACGAACAUGACGAAUUGAUUUAACAAUAUCUGUCUGUCCGCCAUCACCAGAGGAAACUGAUUUUGGAAAUGGGCACAGCCCCUUAUACGUCACAUUUAAGCUAUCGAAACCAAAUUUGUUGACAAAACCUUUGCGUGUAGCAAAAGGCUAUUAGUAGAGGAUCCGGCUUAAGAACAACACCCCUCAUUCUUUUCCUUGAUAAAAUAAUUUUUUUUUAUAAGAAAACUUAUUGAUUAAUCAAAUGAGAAAUGAUUGACAGUCUAUAUCUAAGCAAGACUAUUUUUAAUUAAAAAUUAAAUUAUUUAAUUUUUCUUCUUGUUUACCCUCACUCUUUUCCUUUAUAAAUUUAGUCUCAAUCAAAGAAAAAAAGUAUAUAGAAAAUGCCAUACAAUGUUUGACUACCUUUUUUUAGGCAAGGAUGCGUGUCAACCAGGUGUAAACAGGUGAGCGGAUGGAGUGAUUUACCCUCAUUCUUUUUCUUUAAAAAUUAAAUAUGUAAAUAUUCUGAAUUUUAUUACGAAUCCAACGAUAUAUGAUUGACUUUCCAAAUCUUGGCAAGGCGAAUGAUUGACACGAUCUAAAGUUUCAAUAAUUUCAUGUAAAAAUAAAGUGUGACUGCAAGCGCUAUGUACAAUAACAGCUGCGCAUAAGACUCUUGCCAGAAAGAGAAAGGCGUGAGUUCAUAAUAAAAUAUAUUAUUAGAUUCAAUAUUAAAGAAAUAAAAACGUAAAUAAUUUAAGUAGUUAAUUGUUGAACAAAUAUUUUUUAUUAUAAAACGUUAUAAAAGUAUUUUUUGUCCUUAAAUUAUGAUUAAUUACUAUAAUAUAAAAAAAUUAUUCAUUAUCUGAUUCAUCAGAACUUGCAAUAUUGAAAUCGAAUUCAGAGUUAUCGUCGUCAUUUUCUUCAAUUGUAGCCGGCAAAAUGUCAUCAACUUGCAAGGGUGUCGGAUCUCCAAGGAAUUCUAUUGGUUUUAGUAAUUUCUCAUCUAUGUGCCAUCCACAAUUUUGGGGUUGCAGCUGAGCACAGUACGGAUCAGUAGCAUUAAGCCACAUGGCAUUCACGUAUAUUGUUCGUAGAAUUUUUUGUUUCAACGAUUUCCAGCAAGGUGGAAUUGUGUUGGAAUUAAAGCUUCUAACUUUUCUCAAAAAUUGUUCGUUACUUUUAUUGGCUGAAUAAUUUUUUUGAAAAAUGCGAUAUCUUGCAUCAUUAACACUUGUGCAAUUUUUUAUGCCGUACAUAACAGCAGUAAAUUCUUGGACCACGUCAAUUUUUUCGUCUAUAAAAAGAUCGGUACUAUCUUUUAAUGAGGCAAACACUUUUUGAUAAGUUUCAUUUUUUGAAAAAAUUUUAUAAGGCCUGACUUUUCCUUUAUUGUAAAAAGCUGCAGUAUAGUCACAGCCUGUAAAAGCGUGGAACGCCGGUAAACUUUGGCAUAAUGAGACCCCUAACUUUGUUGCUAAUUCAGUACAAUUUACGCAGCUAAUAUCUUAUACACACAGAACUGAACUCACGCCUUUCUCUUUCUGGCAAGAGUCUUAUGCGCAGCUGUUAUUAUACAUAGCGCUUGCAGUCACACUUUAUUUUUACAUGAAAUUAUUGAAACUUUAGAUCGUGUCAAUCAUUCGCCUUGCCAAGAUUUGGAAAGUCAAUCAUAUAUCGUUGGAUUCGUAAUAAAAUUCAGAAUAUUUACAUAUUUAAUUUUUAAAGAAAAAGAAUGAGGGUAAAUCACUCCAUCCGCUCACCUGUUUACACCUGGUUGACACGCAUCCUUGCCUAAAAAAAGGUAGUCAAACAUUGUAUGGCAUUUUCUAUAUACUUUUUUUCUUUGAUUGAGACUAAAUUUAUAAAGGAAAAGAGUGAGGGUAAACAAGAAGAAAAAUUAAAUAAUUUGAUUUUUAAUUAAAAAUAGUCUUGCUUAGAUAUAGACUGUCAAUCAUUUCUCAUUUGAUUAAUCAAUAAGUUUUCUUAUAAAAAAAAUUAUUUUAUCAAGGAAAAGAAUGAGGGGUGUUGUUCUUAAGCCGGAUCUUAGACUAUAUUUUCUAAAAAAUCCGAAAAAAACGUGAUUUUCUUCUUUCUGGGCUAAAGUUACAGCUUUCCUAUAUACAUACUACAUAUGUCUCAAUAAAGCAAUUGUAUCGAUUAUGUCUGUUCCUGAUAUGGAUAUCACGAAUACUAAGUAAGAUAUCUAUACCCUACCUUACGUGCUUAAUAAAGCAUCUAUCUAACGUGAAAAGAUUUUCUUACCUGGAUUAAUAUAUACUAUCCGUACAUGUACAUAGGCUUUAGUAUACUACAGACCCAUAGAUAACAAUUAUUGUGGUAUUAAAAGUACAAAAGACAACAAGUGCCACCGAUUAUACUACAGAAUAUAAUUAUAAAUGCUUAUAAAAUUUGGCGCAAAUAUACACAAAUAAAUGCAAUUGGUUAAGAUAUGCAAAUACUAUGUAAGUAAGUAUAUAUGUAUUUUAGAAACGCGCAUUACACUACAUCAAGUUAGAUACAUACAUUGAUGUAUUUAUUGCAAUAGUUAUGUACUUAUGAAGUAAAAACAAUUAUAAAACCUACCCAUCAAAUAGGGCACACAUUAUUAUAUAUUCUUACGUAGCACAUACAUACAUAUAUAUGUGUAUCAUUUUCAAAACAUACAAGUACACCUAAAAUAUGAACAUCAAAACUAUAAACAUAUUAUAUGACAUAUGUCCAAUUUUUUAUGCUUUAUCCUCUCAAAUGUCUCUAUUUGAUGUAAAAGAAAUCCUCACAAACAUGAGCGCUAUUGCUCAAUUCUAAGGGGUUCCUAUUUUUAUUUUAGUCUUUCAUAUACUUAACAAUCGAAAUAUUCUUACUUUAAUUAAUUUUUCAAAACACCUUAAUAUCCAUACCUACAAAUAUGUUCUAAUUAUGUAUGUAUUUAUAUUAACUUAUGUAAGAUAUACUUAUAUAAAUACAAUCAGAAAAGUUGAAAAAGUCUACAAAUUAUAAAAAAAUAUAUUUAUAAAUUAAAUCAAUGUCAGAGGAGCAUAUUUUUUAUGGAAAAACAUUCAUACACACAUACAUAUGUAUAUGUAUGGUAUAUACUCUGCCAGGCAAAAGUGGUGAAAAAAAUUUCAAACCCUCAAAACUACUGAAAAAAGUCCGCCCAGAGAAUUUAAAGCAUAGAGAAGGUGCAGGAUCGACAGCGAACAUUUGUUAGGUUUAUAGUAAGGAAUUGACCUCGCAACCAUAUAAUUCACGCUGUGAAAUGUUAACAUUUUUAACAGUUCUCCACAUACUCAACCGAGAAUAUGAAUAGAAAUAAAUACAUAUGUGACCUGGUCUACGGAAAGGGGGCCUAGGUGUCAAAAAAUCAAUUUUCACUUUUUAGUUGAUUCGGAUGGAAGAUGAGAUGCUUUUUCACGUGAUAGAAUCGAAAAAGUCACAACUUGUUUGAAAGUUCCCUAAAAAUGUAGAGAAAGAAGAGUAAAAAUACAAAAAAAUUAAAUUUUUUUGUAAUGAACAAAAUACAUUGAAUUAUAAGCUAUAAAGACAUGAUUAUACACUAGAAAAACGUAUUAUGGGUCAAAAAUAUUAAUAAUAAUGUUACCAGCUCCUCGUCCUUUACUUCAACAACAGACAGGUCAAUCUUAACAAAAGUUUGUUCAGUAUCAUCUUCUGCCUGAGAUACACAUACUUCGUCUUCGCUCUCUUCAUUGUUCUCAUCAUCCUUUUCAUCGAAAUAUUGUUGUAUUGUCAUGUUUCAUUUCAUGCAAAUUGCGAAGACGAUAAUCAACAGAAACACUUACACAAAUGUGAUAACGGAACAUCUGGAAAGAGAGACGAAUGAAAACAAGACAACAGCAGCUGCGCGGUAUUAGAGUAAACGUCACUUCUUCAGUGUUACUUUUUUAAAUGUUCCACACUAGCAACUUACAGGAUGAACUAUAAUAAUAUUCCGACCAAAAACAACAUUUACUGGACGACCUUGAAGCCUCUGGAAGGGAGAACAAUAAAUGAGAUAACGAGAAACUGACGAAACGAGUUGUUUAUUUUUAACAGCUGUUUCCCAGAAAACUAGUUUUCGCACGUUAACUCCCUAUUCGUAGACCAGGUCACAUAUAUGUAUUUUCGGCAUAUAAUGACGUGGCAUGUAUGCCCAAGCAGAGAAAAUGACGAGACAUAAAUAUAUGUAUGCAUUCUCCUAUGAUACUCCCAACAGCGGCAUUGUGAUAUUUUCAUGCUUCAAUUUUUGCUUUCAACUAGCGAAUCGCAAUGUAUGCAAAUAAGUAUGCGUUUGCGUUUUGCUGUCGGCAUUUCCAUGUAAAAAUAAUUAUAAUAUGAGUAUAAUUUUGUAUGAAUACAUGCAUAGUAAUAUUUACAGUCAAUUUGGACUUGCAUAUUUAAUAAUUUUAUUUGAUUUUUACAUAAUACGAGUAUGCUCUAAUAUACUAAUAAAUAUUUUUGUAUUAUGUUUCUUAGUAAUAGAAACUGAAUUUAUCACAACAAUAUAUGUAUAAAUACAUCGUCUAUCAUAUUGAUCUUAUUAUCUGCUCAUAUAAAUGUAUGUAUGUAUACGCAUUUGCGCAAUCGGAAAUUCAAAUCAUGAUUUUAUCACUUAUCAAUAUAUUACAUGUGAACGCAUUGCUCUGCAUGUUCAUAUACAUUCAUGUAUACUUAUAUGUGCAUAGUAUUUGUAUACAUUGCCGAACAAAUAAUGCACAAGUAUGCAAACAUACAUAUGGGUACUCAUGUGAAUAUGCCACCAACAAAAAAUUUAAACAUACAAAAACAACAAUUGUGUCAAAUAUCAGAAGCAUCACAAGUCAAUAUGGCAGCCGAAUUGACGAAGUCCAAAUGUAGUAAAUUUUACAACAAAAACGAUUUCAUUCAUAAACGCAGGCGCAAAUUCCACAAGCGACCUCGCUUCAUUCAUAAAAGACGCCGUAACAUCUCUCCGAGUAUGUCUUUGCCAACAAGCGACUUUUCGCGACGAUGGCAAACGCUAAAAAUCAUAAAUUGAACAACUUUCUGGUGUGUGUUCUAAGAAAGAAGUGAGGAAAGUGGCAACAUAGCUGUUGUCGAUUUACAAUAUUUGUCAAUUCUAAAAUAUUUUUCCGUGGCUCGCAAAAAUCUGCGUCGAUAUGUAUGCAAGCUGAUACAAAAACAUACAAAUUUACGCUAGCUUGUUGGCGAAGCUGUUCGAGCAGCAAGGCAAGCGGUAAUAAUCGGCGAUCUUUGUUAGUUUCUUUCGGCACAGCUCGGAUUUUCUGCCAACAACACAAUGUUGUGGCGCUUUGUCGUCGCGUCAGUGCUUCGACAAAUUAACUCUUUGACAAAACGUGAGUUUCGGCCAUUGGUUGUCCAUGACAACGGAGAUGCGUGCGACACUUCUAAUUAUGAAUGUAUGUACAUAUAUACAUAUGUAUGUGGCUCGCAUUUGCUUUCGUAAACAUACAGAAAAAUGUGCCAAAGAAAUAAUAUACAUAUGUACAUGUGUAUAUGCCAUAGAAAUUCUAUUGGUAAAGAAUGGAAAUGAUAACGCAAUAAUGCGAAUAUGUGACCAUCUCUGUUACGUUCCUUCAGUAGUGUCAUAUAAGAAAAAAUACAUCUGAGUUGCUCUAAUAUCCCCAAUCGACAGCUGAUGCAGGGUUGCAUUUUCUGAUUGCUAAUUCAAAAUAUUUUUAGAAUUCUAAACAAACAUUUUAAAUUUAAAUUUUUGUAUUUCUUUUUUAGUAAUGUACAAUUUUUACGAGCUACAAAUAUAUUUAAUAAAAAAAUAUUAAUAUUUGAAAAGAAAUAAUAAUUAAAUAGAAUUCGUAUAUCUAAAAGAAAAAGAAAAAUUAAUUAUUAUAUGCAAUGAUAGAAAUAUCUGAAACAAAAGCUUAAUAUUAUCUGAAAAAAAACAAAAUAUAUUAAAUACAAAUAGAAUUGACUCUGAAAGCAAAGAUUAAUUAAAUAGAAAUAAUAAUUUUAUCUGAAAGAACUAUUAAUAUUAUCUGAUCAUUUAAAAUAUAAAACAAACAUCAAGAAAUGAGAUAACUUUUUUUCAUAGCAUUUAGGUUAAAAAAAUAACCCGCUCAUAUGCGUAAGCGUUAGUGCAUAGAGAAAAAAUGUGUAAUUGUAUUGAAGUAUUUAAGAAAAGGGGUUAGUCGUGGCUAUGUACAUGUGUUUUAUUCGUUUAAGGCGGCUUGCACAGUCCAAAAUAAUGUGUGAAAACAAAUGUUUGUUUUAUAUUUUAAAUGAUCAGCUAAUAUUAAUAUUUCUUUCAGAUAAAAUUAUUAUUUUUAUUUAAUUAACCUUUCUUUUAAGAGUUUAUCACUAUUUUAUUUAAUUAAUCUUUUCUUUCAGAUAUUAUUAUCAUUUAGUAUAGUAAUUAAUUUUUCUUUUUCUUUUAGAAUUCUAUUUAAUUAUUCUUUAUAUUCAGAUAUUAAUAAUUUUUUUUAUUAAAUAUUUUUGUAAUUCUGUAAACAUUGUACAUUAAUAAAGAAGAAAUAAAAAAAAAUUAAAUUUAAAAUGUUUGUUUAGAAUUCUAAAAAUAUUUUAAAUUGGGAAUCAGAAAAUGCAGCUCAGAUAUACUUUUUCUUAUAUGACACUACUAAAUGAGAAAAGUAGUUUUUUCACUAGUUUUUCACCACUUUUGGCUGGCAGGGGUCUUAAGUAAACAUAUUUUUAUGUGUAUGUAUUAGGUAAUUUGUAUCACAUUGUCGUGCUUAAUAAGUUGACUAAACAGAUGAACUACUUUUUUAUAUAUACUAUACAUGCAUUAUUUCUAAUACUUAAUGUCUUCCCUUUUAAACAAUUCAAAAAAAGGUACGUAGUAUUGCACAAAUUUACAGCAUUCAGAAGUCAGUUAUUUGAAAACAAAAUAAAAAUUAUUACAAUUAAAUCAAAACUAGUAAAUGUGUUAUCUUAUAAUUUUAUUUAUUUAAGUGGUUAAAAAAAAAUAAAUGUAAAGUAUCAGCUUUGCUUUAAUCAUAAUUUCCGGUGGAGCAUUGGGCCUCAAUAAAGCGUUUCAAUCUGCUCCUGCUUGCUAUCAUCUUUUGUUCAUUCCACGAUUUUCCGCAUUUGUCGAUCUCCUCCACGUGGUCUUCCGACUUUCUUUGGGCUUACCAAUCCAGAGCUUGUCAACAAAGUUUUGUAGUAUCUUUGCACAAUGUUUGACUUAUCUAUGUUCGUGUCUCAACAACUGCGGCAAUAUAGCAAGCGAUCAAAAUCAACGCAAAAAUGUUGCAGUAUAAGGGUAUGUUCGAGGCACGCAAUACAAACGACAAUACUGCUGCACUUGUGAAAGUUUGCAACACUUCUGCAACUAUUCAGCUAAUACUUUUCUGAUAUUAACAUUUAUUUUGCAUAGGUUGUCGAAGUUGAAAACCUAAAUUAAAAUAUUGGAGCUUUCUAUUAACAUUUUUCCAACGAUGAAUAAAUUCAAUAUUUAUAAUUAACAAACUUGUUUCUGCGCGGAAGUGCUUUGAAUUGAGAUCGCCGGAAGGUAAACUGCGGUGAGAUUAUUGAGUCGAGAGGCUAUUGCAGCUGCGAAAAGCUUCUCAGUAGAUGUAAGGCAAUCUAUUAUCAUUUUUCCUUAUUGAACUUACCGUGCGAUUCUGUACUGUGAUACAGUCUCAAAUUCUAAAUUUGAGAUUUUAAGUUAGAGACAAUUUUUGUGACACGAGACGGUUUUGCUAUUCUGUAAGUGACAGUCACAAAAUCUAUUACAUUUCAUCAUUCAGAGAUGUUUUUACACUUGAAUGAAAAUAAUCAUGUCGAUAACAAAUAUUAAAUUUUCUUUAACAUAGUCAAAAAAACAUAAUUAUCAAUAAAAAUAUUAAUAUAUAUUCACCUUGUUUCAUAAUAUUUACGAAAUUUAUGUAAAAUUGAUUUAUUUUUAACCUUUUCGUGUUUGAGUUGCUUAAAAAAUAUACAGAAUCGAUUGAUUAAUAUCUAUGAUGAUCUCUAUUAAAUAUAUUCAAAAUGGCAGACAAGCUAACUACCAGGUCUCAAUAUUUUGAGACUGACGCUUUUUUUUUUUUUGCCUCAAAAUGUCUCAAAUAGAGACUAGAGACUGCUUACAGAAUUCCACUAUUAGACCACCUAAAGAUAAUCUGGAAAAGUCACUACCAUAUAUCAGAGAACGUACAUAUAUCCUAAACAGAGAACGUUUAUCAUAGAGAAGGUUCACGGCGCGGACAAUGUAAAAAAUUGUGGCUAACUAGGUCGAGAUGAGGGAGUUUCACCACUGCCUGCUCGGCAGGGGAAAUUUUAACAGUUGCGCUUGAACAGAGCAUGGAAUAAAAAUUAUGCUCAGAACUAUAUAUUACUAUUACAGACGUACAUAUGUAUAUUAGCUCUUUUGCUUAUAUUUUUAUUCGUUUAUAUGCAGACAUGUGUAUACAUAUGAAUUGUUUUUGUACAUAUUUAUGAUUACAGGUGCAAUUGAAUACAUUUGAAUUAAUUUACUUUUUAAUUUUCAUAUAUUUGAUAUAUAUGUACAUACUUAUGUGUAUACUUCGCUACUUAUGUAUUAGUGAUGAGCGAUAUUUCACUACCGGUGAUUUUUUCACUGUGAUUGAAAAAUCGCAACUGCGAUCACUUUUUAUAAAUAGCAGUUCGCUUCUAUGAACUGCGAUUGCGAUCGCAGUUCGAACCUGUGAAUUACGAUCACAAUAGCAAAUAGCAGAAAAGUAACAACUUUCUUUAGGGUAUUGUAUAUAUCGUAUAUGCUAUUUUUCGUCAUAGCGGUUUGAAAUUUUGAGUGUAACGUUCUUAUAAUUUUUAAUAAUGGCAGGAAAUAAAGGGUGAUUUUUUAAGAGCUUGAUAUCUUUUUUUUUAAAAAAAAACGCAUAAAAUUUGCAAAAUCUCAUCGGUUCUUUAUUUGAAACGUUAGAUUGGUUCAUGACAUUUACUUUUUGAAGAUAAUUUCAUUUAAAUGUUGACCGCGGCUGCGUCUUAGGUGGUCCAUUCGGAAAGUCCAAUUUUGGGCAACUUUUUCGAGCAUUUCGGCCGGAAUAGCCCGAAUUUCUUCGGAAAUGUUGUCUUCCAAAGCUGGAAUAGUUGCUGGCUUAUUUCUGUAGACUUUAGACUUGACGUAGCCCCACAAAAAAUAGUCUAAAGGCGUUAAAUCGCAUGAUCUUGGUGGCCAACUUACGGGUCCAUUUCUUGAGAUGAAUUGUUGUCCGAAGUUUUCCCUCAAAAUGGCCAUAGAAUCGCGAGCUGUGUGGCAUGUAGUGCCAUCUUGUUGAAACCACAUGUCAACCAAGUUCAGUUCUUCCAUUUUUGGCAACAAAAAGUUUGUUAGCAUCGAACGAUAGCGAUCGCCAUUCACCGUAACGUUGCGUCCAACAGCAUCUUUGAAAAAAUACGGUCCAAUGAUUCCACCAGCGUACAAACCACACCAAACAGUGCAUUUUUCGGGAUGCAUGGGCAGUUCUUGAACGGCUUCUGGUUGCUCUUCACCCCAAAUGCGGCAAUUUUGCUUAUUUACGUAGCCAUUCAACCAGAAAUGAGCCUCAUCGCUGAACAAAAUUUGUCGAUAAACACAUUUCGAACCGAACACUGAUUUUGGUAAUAAAAUUCAAUGAUUUGCAAGCGUUGCUCGUUAGUAAGUCUAUUCAUGAUGAAAUGUCAAAGCAUACUGAGCAUCUUUCUCUUUGACACCAUGUCUGAAAUCCCACGUGAUCUGUCAAAUACUAAUGCAUGAAAAUCCUAACCUCAAAAAAAUCACCCGUUAAAUAUUACAUCAUUGUUUUUAGCUUUUCCGGAUCUUGCCUAUUGUUAUUCAACUUAUUGGUUCUAAUUUUCAUUUUUCUUUCAACUUCAUCUUUAAUCUCGGGAUAUAUUACUCUCUGAAAAUCAUUAAGUUUUUGGAUAUAUAUUCGUUUCUGAAGGUCGUCUCUUUGUUAAAUAAAUGUAGUCUACCGUAAAAAAUCUCAUAUCGCUUAUUUGCUGCAAGACCGGCAUAAUUCAAAAAACGUGAUUUUGGAGUUAAUGCUGCAGAAUUGUUCGUUAUAUCAUACUUCAUGUUGAGUGAAAAAUUCAUAUGAAUACCUCUUAUAUGCUCCGCUUGAGAAGAGGUGUAAGGUUGGAGUCACCGUGUAAGGUUGUAGUAAGUUGAAAACUUUAAACGCGUUUUCUGGCGAAUCGAUUUUUUUGAGUUAUUCCGGUCUUGCAGCAAAUGAGCGAUAUGGAGUUUAUUUAGUGCUACAAUGGAUAGCGUUAUUAUAUGUAGUAAACGUUUCGGUAAGAAUGUCAUUAUGGUCACAAUCCAGUUUUUUCUCCUUUCUUUUAUUUAUUAUAAUGCGAUAUAUUUCUGUUAAAGAGGAAUGUAACCUCUCAACUGGUGAAUUACUAGAUGAUUGUUGGAAAGACGUGUAAUGUAUUUGAAUAUUAUAUUUUUGGCAGAAGUCUUUAAAUAUUUUUCCUGCAAAUACAGCGCCUUGAUCGCAGACAAGUUUUUUAUGAGUACCGAAGCGUACAAAGAAAGUUCCAUGGCUUUAACUAUGUUCAGACUAUCCCUUGCUGGAAUGGUAUAUCCUGCUGCAAAUUUUGCAAAAUUUGUCUAUAAUUGUUAAAAUUAUUUUGCCAUUGAUGCUGUAUAAGUCGAUGUGUAAUAUUUGCAUAAGAAAACCUGGGAUUUCUGUUCUUUGAUAAGGUAGUUUUUGUGGUUGUCUAUCGUAUUUUAAGGUUUGACAGAUACGUAUAUCACAACAAUUAAUUAAUCGGGAGGUUUGAGUUUCGAGUUGUGGAGAAUAUAUCUCCCUCUUAAAAGUGGCAACCGUUUCGUCUAUGCCUCUAUGGUUGCUGUUUAUGAUAAUUUUGUAUUUCUAUAAUUAAAUCUUCAAUAUUUUCAACGUCUUUCAGUAUUGUAGUAGCUCUUACAAUUUUGUAAGGGAUGUAGUGCAUGCCGCCUCCACGCUGGUGCAUCCUGGGUAACGCCAAAUGGCCUGCGGCCUUCACGGCCUUGCAACUCCCUUGACGACUUUUUCUGGCAUCGAACUGGUUUUUAGAAUAGGAAACUUAUCUGGAUCUGUUAGAACCCUGGGCUGGUGGUGGCGGCAUUCUGGCACCUGAGUAUGAUGGGGCGACACCCAUCAGAAAUGGCUGUCGGGCUAAUGUCGAAACUGCCUCCGUCCCGUUAAAACCUCAGGUCAGGUAUCUGAGCAGCAUGCUAACACGCUGGAGUGGGCCAUGAAGGUGCUAAGCGAGAGCGAGACCGAUGGGUCACGACUCGAAGCAAACAGACAUGAACCAGCGGUUAAGCGGCAAAGGUCGCACGAUGGAGAAACCUCCCUUGGCAAAAAAUCGAGAACGGGGGCGGCGCCAACCUUCAGCGAGAUUGCUAAAGGAGCUGGUGCAAGGAUACUUGGCGUGCUCGACCACAGAAGGGAGGAAGGGGCUAUCUCCCAUGAAGAGUGGAAGAGAGUAGCGGCGGCUAUCUCUUCGGUCUUCCUCAGGGUGGUCAAAGAAAACCCUGGGCCACCCCCAAAAUGCGUUAGUGCCGGUUGGCACCAUGGGCUGCACAAGCUUACUCGAUGCGCCGAUGAAAGAUCGGCCAUCUUAUACAAGAAAGCAGUCUCUCUGGUGGGGGAGGUUUGGAAGGGGGCCAGACUGGAGGCCGUGGACAAAGAGGAUCUUCCUCUUCGCCCUAGGGCUCGCGUCUGGCUCCCGGCCGAACCGUCUACUGCGAAGGAGAUAGAGGAAAUCCUCAGGUACUGCAACCCCUCACUCCCCGCGCAUGACUGGAGGGUAAUAAGGCUGGAGAGAACCGAUGAACCAUAUCGGCAAGCGCUGAUGAUGCUUAAAGCGGAGUCCAUCGGUCCUCUCAGCAAAACGAAGGGAGCCAUCAGCUAUGGGUUCGAAAUGGUGGUACUGAAGGUGCUCCCAACGGAUGCCAGGGCUUAUGGCGCUCAAGCUGCAGAUGCGGGGGAGAAAGGAGAAGGCGUUAGCGAUGGUCAAGCGACCAGGGAAAACGACCCAAACCUCUCGGACGUGGCGAGUACUGGAGGCGGAUCGUCGAUCGGCGACUCCGUUUUGAGCCUCGAACAAUUGUUUGAGGAGGUGAGGGUCGAUCAUGACCUAAGCGCUGAAAUGGCGCUUCUAGAGGAUAGUCUGAAGGAUGAGAUUCCUCCAGAUUAACCUCCAUCAUGCAAAGGCGGCCUCCGCCAAUCUACUGCCUCGUCUGGAGCAAGACGAAGCCGAUGUGGUCCUGAUCCAAGAACCAUGGCUAACUAGCAACGGAAUAUCGGGACUAAGGACGAAGAGCCACAAGCUGCUGGCGGCCAAGGAUGCAGCAACGCUGACGUAGUUACAGCAAAACUAGAGUGCGACACCGGGAAUAUCUGGCUAGUCGCUGCGUAUAUGCCUCACGACGAUGAGGUGGAGCCACCUCCCGCAUUGCUAAGGAGGGCCUUGGAUGAAGCGUCCCGGAAUGGUGUUGAUGUCAUCAUCGGCUUGGACGCCAACUCGCGACAUUUGAUCUGGGGGAGCUCGGAUACUAACACUAGAGAAAAGACGUGUGCGAAAAUUACAAUGGAAGAUGAAAAACUAAUAGCUCUAAUUGAAGCUAAAAAUGAGCUUUAUAACAAAAGUAGUCCAUACUACAAGCUGUAAUCCCGAAAAGAUGCUUUAUGGCAGGAAAUUGGGAAAGAAAUGAAUGCAAAUGGAGAAAUGUGCCGCUGUAGAUGGCUAACACUUCGGGAUCGAUACGGGAGGGAAGAAAGGUUAACGCCCCCUCAGGCAGCAGAUUAACAUUUUUUAAGCAGUGGCAUUUGUUCGAUUCGAUGAAGUUUUUGAAGCCACACAUUGUACCACGACCGGUUAGAUGUUCGCCAAAUUUUUGUGAAACACCAUAAGUUCAGUGCUACCUGCUGUCGCUGUUCAGGCCGAAUCGCAAUAGCCAUCACUAGCUGACGCAGUACAAUUGCUGUCACAAGGACAUGCGCACGGGGUACAAGUGCCAUCACUAUUAUGGUCCUUGUCACCAUUAAGCACUAUCUCGGUAUCGUUGCCUCCACCACCGCCUCAAAAAACCGUCACCAACUCCUUUCACGUCAACGUCGCUGCCUUCACCGUCCUGCUCUACGCAAGUGUCCACCCAAAAGGGUAGAAAACGAGUGUCAUCCACUAAUGAGGUUGACCAAAAAAUGAUGGAAGCAAUUGAGGUGUUUAAAAAUAGAUAGUCAUCCAUCUAGGAAUCCGAGCAACAACCAACCGCAAACCCGGCCAUACAAGCCUUCAAUAAUUUGAUGGUUUCUAUGUUAAAUAAAAUUAGUGAAAAGAAGCAAAGCAGGAUAAUUAAACAAAUUAUGCUAGCUGCAUUUGAAGUGCAACAGGAGCCGCAGUAGUUUAUAGGUAGAUAUAAAAUUAGAUUUAAUACAGUUAUGAAUUAUUUUUAAACUAUUAAUUUAGUUUUAUUUGUAUGUACCUGUGUUGAUUUUUGAAAAAUUAAAUUCAUGAAGUAAGUUA
Bactrocera dorsalis (oriental fruit fly) is the source of this 29023-nucleotide messenger RNA. RefSeq names its product transcriptional activator cubitus interruptus (gene ci). Bases 9584 to 14221 code for a protein of 1545 amino acids. The record is from RefSeq and is a predicted model, not a curated record. The transcript is spliced from 10 exons. Gene Ontology annotation, molecular function: DNA-binding transcription factor activity, RNA polymerase II-specific; RNA polymerase II cis-regulatory region sequence-specific DNA binding. Gene Ontology annotation, cellular component: nucleus. NCBI's taxonomy places the organism in Eukaryota, Metazoa, Arthropoda, Insecta, Diptera, Tephritidae. Gene Ontology annotation, biological process: regulation of transcription by RNA polymerase II.